This is a messenger RNA of Oncorhynchus mykiss (rainbow trout), 3549 nucleotides long. Lineage: Eukaryota; Metazoa; Chordata; Actinopteri; Salmoniformes; Salmonidae. The record is from RefSeq and is a predicted model, not a curated record.
GUUAGAAAAAAUAAUCUAUCCUCUGAGCGAAGAAGCUACAAAAAUCAGUGCAGCACUGAUAACACGCCUAAUCCAUUUAGUUACUUUAGUUGAAAACAUCUGAGGAUUGACAGUAGCUAGAGAGAAGUGUCAUUUGGAAUUAAUACUUUUUUUGUGCAAAUUGUCCUGCAUAGUUCACAUAUGCCGAAAGGGAGGACGUGUAAACUAAUUUUUUUAUGUAGAUCUUAUCUCUGUCCCCAACUAGUAUUUGUCAUGUCUAACCACUCCCGCUGUCACAUUAGAGAUUGUCAGGAUUCCAUGGAAUGUUUCAGAGUGAAAGCCCUGCAGCCAGUGUUUUGGCUUAUUUGAUUUUAAACUUUGUUUUUCCUCUUAUCUACAGUACUUCUGUUCUGUGUUGAUAGGCUACUUCUGUGCAAUACUAGUUGGUUUUCUGAGCUCUGUGAACUGUUCUUUAUCAAUGAAUAGGCUGUAAGGUUGAGUGCUCCAGUAUAUCAAGGCUGCAAUGAGACGCACGUCAUCAACCGCCUGAUUUUCCACACAUUUCCAUUUGACUAGACAACCAAAAUGGAGGAAUUAGGUACAGUCCCGGUAGACCUGAGUCCAGAGGAGCGCUCUGAGCUGGAGGACAUCCGUCGUAGGAAGGGAGCUCUGCUGCAGGAGAUCCAGAGGCUCAGAGACGAGCUCAGAGAGGCCAUCAUAGAGGUGGAAGGACUGGAGACCAGCACAGAGGGCAGUAAAACUCUACAGAAGAACAGGCAUGUGGCCAUGGGAAGGAAGAAGUUUAACAUGGACCCCAAAAAGGGUAUUGUGUUCCUGGUGGAGAAUGAGUUGCUCAGACACACUCAAGAGGAUGUUGCCCAGUUCCUGUACAAAGGAGAGGGACUCAACAAGACUGCGAUAGGAGACUACCUGGGAGAGAGGGAGGACUUUAAUCUCAAGGUUCUGCAGGCGUUUGUUGACCUUCACGAGUUCACUGAUCUCAACCUGGUCCAGGCUCUCAGGCAGUUCCUGUGGAGUUUCCGUCUGCCUGGCGAGGCUCAGAAGAUUGACAGGAUGAUGGAGGCCUUUGCCCAGAGAUACUGUCACUGCAACCCUGGGGUCUUCCAGAGCACUGAUACGUGCUAUGUGCUGUCGUUUGCUAUCAUCAUGCUGAACACCAGCCUCCACAACCCCAACGUGAGAGACAAGCCUGGAUUGGACCGCUUCAUCUCCAUGAACAGAGGCAUCAACGAGGGUGGAGACCUGCCAGAGGACCUGCUCAGAAAUCUUUAUGACAGCAUCAAGAACGAGCCCUUCAAGAUCCCUGAGGAUGAUGGGAACGACCUGACACACACCUUCUUCAACCCCGACAGAGAGGGCUGGCUCCUCAAACUAGGAGGAGGACGGGUGAAGACCUGGAAAAGAAGAUGGUUCAUUCUCACAGACAACUGCCUUUACUACUUUGAGUAUACUACAGAUAAGGAGCCCAGAGGUAUCAUUCCCCUAGAGAACCUGAGUAUCCGGGAGGUUGAAGACCCCAGGAAACCUAACUGCUUUGAGCUGUACAUCCCCAACAACCGUGGUCAGCUGAUCAAGGCCUGUAAGACGGAGGCAGACGGCAGAGUGGUGGAGGGGAACCACAACGUGUACCGCAUCUCUGCUCCCACACCUGAGGAGAAAGACGAAUGGAUCCACCACAUCAACUCUGCGGUCAGCGUGGACCCCUUCUAUGAGAUGCUGGCUGCCAGGAAGAAACGCAUAUCGUUAAAGAAGGAGGAACAACCGUAGAACAUUCCCUUCUUCCUCUCUCCUCUUCAUCUCUCAUUCCAACUUGGGACACAAGCCUUUCUCUCCUCCCUAGAUUAAUUUAAUUCCUCACUUUUUUUCCCCCUCUUUCUUUCUUUAUGAGGAGGACUUGUUGCUAUCCUGUUUAAGAGACUGGCCAGCACAAACCGGCAGUUCAGGAGUUCACCACUCAUCCGCUACUGUCUGCUGCUGCUAGCGGCUGCUCUGUACGCUACCACACUACAAAGUGUCCACUACUACCCUAUAUACUACAGUUAGUUCACUCACUCAAAGCCUCCUUCUCGUCACUACAUCUCUCCUUCCUUCUUUUCCGUGAAGUUGAAGUGAACUGUGAAAUAAAUAUGUAUUUUAUUCAGGGUAGCAAGCAGGACCACUGAACCGUCCAUCACAAACAGGCUGCAACUCAUCAGUCUGAAGUGACUUCCUCUCCAUCUGUAACUGAUCUAACAUUGGGGCAACGGUCCAGUUCUAACCGGUCACUGUGUGAAGGACAGAAUGCCCGGCGGCUGAGGAAGCCACUUUAACCUGUUAAGAUGCAGCCCUAGUGGUCUGCUGUGCUUUACUCUAACAUCUUGGCUCCAGGUUAGCAUGUCUAUAUCAGCAUUAUCAAAGUGCCACUUUAAUACUGUAGCCUCUGUGAAGGAGAUGACGCUGGUCCUUACUGCUUAGACCAUAAAAAUGUCAUUCUCAUGUUAAAUUUGUUAUGAUCAACGAUCUAUGGGAAAUGUUCCCAGAAGAACUGACCAAUAAGGCAACAAUUGAGCAGUGAACACUAAAAGACGACGACUCUUGUCAAUGACCACUGGCGUUUCCUUCACAAGACUGUUAAUAAACUCCCUCAUACAGACACGUAAACUGUUAACCCACUGUAGCGUAUUAUAGAAUUGGGUUUUUAAGAAGUUACAACGGCAGCUUAUUACAAUGUAUACUUCAUUUUUUUGUGAAUACUUGUUAGAAUAUUGUUUACAACAUACAUAGAUUUAAUUUAUUGUUUAUUUUUGUUUGUUACAUCUUUUGUUUUGUAAGAGCUACUGUAGAACUGCAUGUGGAGAUGAGGGUUAAUCCUUCAUACACACAGAUGGACCAGACUCGUGUUAGUGUUGGGUGCAUUUGAGAAAGAGUGUUAGUGUUCCCUGUUGACACAAUAGAAUCAACCUCCAAUUGGAACAUUUAGAUUAUUCAGGACAGGAGAGUGAUGACAUCACAGAACAUUUAGGAUAGAAAUGUCUAAUAUAGAACAGGCAUGGUUCUAUGUGGUAUGGAACAGGGAAUCCUGUCAGUUCUAUACAUUCUAUUUCUAUCGGUACUGUUGAUAAUGUUGCACCGUCCUGAAGGAACCUCUAUUACCCUCUAAGAGCCUGAAUGAAUGAGGCUCACUGAAGCACAAACGUGUCCCAGACGCCUGUAAUGGCUUUCUUUCCACCAUAACCAUCAUGGAUAUAUGAAAGGGCUGGAUAGGUGUCCUUCAUAAUACUGAUGCCCAUCCAAUCCUGUCAGAUCUGUGACUUAAAAGAAAAGCAAGCUAUGGGUGGUUAUUGGGACAUCACCCUAUGAUAAGUCUGAAACGACCUGUCUAAUAUGAGAACUGAAAUCUGAAAUGAUGGUUCUGAAGUUUAAUCAUCAGUCAAGCCAGGAAAAGGCAUCAGAUUCCUCUUAAUGUGAUUGAAUUGAAAAGGACAACAAACAUGGAGCACUAAUAUAUCUUUCAAUAUUAUGUAAUUGCUGAAAUAUUAAAAUGUAUUAAAUGAAUAACAAUGUUAAGGA